Molecule: messenger RNA, 333 nt
Organism: Sphaerulina musiva SO2202
Lineage: Eukaryota; Fungi; Ascomycota; Dothideomycetes; Mycosphaerellales; Mycosphaerellaceae
Exons: 3
Coding region: 1-333 (110 amino acids)
Source: RefSeq, a predicted model, not a curated record
AUGUCUGACAAGAUUCAAAACAAAGUCACACCCGACGUGGUCAAGGCUCCCGACGUGGUCAAGGCUCCCGACGUCGUCAAGGCUCCCGUCGACAUCAAGGCUCCCGUCGAAAAGGCUCCCGACGUCGUCAAGGCUCCCGUCGAAAAGGUCGCAGACACCACAACCACGGCCACGACCACGACGGCCAACCCCGACAAUGUCACUCGUGUAGAAGACAAGCCUGGAUUCGUGGCUCGUGUUAGGGAAGAAUUGAGUCCCAAGCAUUUGGAAGAAGUGAUGAAGCAUCCCGUGGAUACAAUGAGGGAGAUGGUUCACCACGAUCACAAGCAAUGA